Messenger RNA from Gadus morhua (Atlantic cod), 2909 nucleotides. RefSeq names its product C2H2-type zinc finger protein. Lineage: Eukaryota; Metazoa; Chordata; Actinopteri; Gadiformes; Gadidae. The transcript is spliced from 6 exons. The coding region runs from base 242 to 1864 and encodes 540 amino acids. The record is from RefSeq and is a predicted model, not a curated record.
GCAUUGGUAUUCACCCGGAAGUAAAACAGUCCAUGUCAAGAAAUACUUCCGGAAAUGGCCGCUGCGAUGCAUGUUGUAAAUAGUUUAUUUUGUUGACAGAACGGCGAAGCGCGUUCUGUCGUUCUGCGAAGCGCGUAUCGCCUCUAUCGGAUUGUUUAAAUAUCAUCUACUGAUCAUCUACGAAUCGUUUUCGAGAAUAUAGUGUAACUCCCGGUCGAGAAAGAGAAGAAAACAACCAAGAAUGUCGAACUGUGUGUCGCUGCAAACAAGGCUCGCGUCCGUGAUGGAGAGCCUGGUGCGCGCGGCGGUGGCGGCGCUCUGCGGGCUGGCGGAGAGCCGCUCCUGGUCCGCCUCCCCUUGCCACAGGACCCGGGGGGGCCCGGAGGACCCCGACCCCACAGACAAACUCCAGGCAGAGAAUCACGUCCAAAUGUCUAAUUUCGCGGCUAUUAUGGAAACUCUGGGCAACGAGGCGAUGGGUAAGAUUAUGAAGAUAGUAGAGGACACCAAAUUCUUGAUGGAGUUUGAGCAGAGGUCUUUUAAGACAUCCCGAGGCAGGAAGCGGCCCCAGAUGAGUGUUCUGAACAUCCUGUCAGACGGAGGAGUCGAGGCAGAGCAUUCCUAUGGAGGAACUGCAAAGACUGCAGAGAAAGACCAAUGCAUCCAGUCGGUGCACUUCAUUGAGGACACAAACCAACCCGAGACCCCGUUUGUCCUUGCCAUAAGCAUCAAAGAUGAACACGGCGCCAUGGACCUAGGCGCCAUCGUUGAGCGAGCUGCAGCCGAGGCCUUUGUCCCCACGGCACCCCCUGUCUCCCCGACCAUGGACCUCACGCUGCCAGUGUCUGAGCAGGAGCAGGCGGAGAAGGAGUCGGAUGAGUCGCAUCAGACAGACCCCCUGGGCUCCAGGCCCACCUCCUCCUCCUCCACCUCGGGCAGGAAGAGCUUCGUCUGUACAGAGUGCGGCAAGAACUUCUCCACGCAGAGCAACCUCAAGGCCCACUCCCGCAUCCACACAGGGGAGAGGCCCUUCACCUGCGUCAUCUGCGCCAAGGGCUUCGCGCACAAGCAGAGCCUCCAGGACCACAUCCGCACACACACCGGCGAAAAGCCCUUCGAGUGCCCGCAGUGCGGCAAGUGCUUCGGCAAGCAGGCACACCUCAAGACCCACUCCAUCAUCCACACGGGCCAGAGACCGUACAGCUGCCCCCUGUGCGGCCGCAGCUUCAAUCUGGCGCAGAACCUGACGCGCCACGCGCAGAUCCACACGGGCCAGAAGAUAUUCACCUGCUCGCUGUGCGGCAAGGGCUUCACGCGCUCGGUCACGCUCAAGAACCACCAGCUCAUCCACACGGGACAGAAGCCAUUUAAGUGCGCACAGUGCGCCAAGAGCUUCCGGCACGCCGUCAACCUCAAGAACCACCAGCGUAUCCACACGGGACUGCGUCCGUUCGGCUGCGACCUGUGUGGCAAGACCUUCCGCCAGUCUGUGAACCUGAAGAUCCACCAGCGCAUACACACGGGCGAGCGGCCCUUUGAGUGCAAGGAGUGUGGCAAGAGUUUCAGCCAGCAGAGCAGCCUGAUCUCCCAUGGGCGCACGCACUCCGAGGAGCGGCCCUUCCCCUGCCACCUCUGCGAGAAGCGCUUCAACAACGCAAACAGCCUCAAGCUGCAUAUGCGCGUGCACACGGGAGAGAAGCCGUAUAGCUGCGACAUCUGCGGCAAGACCUUCAGCCAGGGCAGCCACCUUCGCACUCACAAGCGCCACGUCCACGCCGGCGGGAAGCAGUACAUCUGCGACAAAUGCGGAAAAAGGUACUCUGACCAGCGCAACCUCAAGCUGCACAAGUGCGUGUACGCUUAGAAGUACAAGUGGACUUGAUAAGCAGUGCGUGUACGCCUAGAAGUACAAGUGUGCGUGUACGCCUAGAAGUACAAAUGGCCUUGAUGAGCGAGAAUGUCGGAAUAGCAAAACAUUUUUAAGCAGAAUCCUUAUUCUUUAUUUUGUGGGGGGGGGGGGGUAUAUUUACAAUGAUUGAAAUGAAAAUAUUUUCGUAAUAUAUGUUUUUACUGCAUUCUUGCACAGCACACUUAUUUAUUUGAAUGUAGCUAUACAUGAUACAUAAUGUAGUACAUGAUUGAAAGAGGCUUUGAGAGAAAUUGUAUUGUGUGGGGUUUGGACUGAAAGUACAUAUGUGAAAAAAGACUUGAAAUUGGGCUUUACUACAUGCUGAAGCACACUAGUAUUUUGCUCUGAGUAAACAUUGCAUUUAUAAAUCGCCUAUGUUUAACCAGUACAAGUCUUUAUUCAGAAUGCAGAUCUUAGUAGGGCUCUAAUUAGGGUUGGCCUGAAUGCAUCAUUUCUAGGAUCGUUUUCUAAAGUGGUUGGUAAUGUUUUUAUCACGCAAAACAACAAUAUCAAAGUCGGUGGCUUUCGGACACACUCAUCAGUCUUCCUCACAAUGGAAGAAAACUGUCAAAGUGCUACCGGGAUAUUCAAAUUAUGUUUGAAUAUCCAAAACUAAGGAAUGAUGAUUAAUCUCAUGUUUGGCUGAUGAUGGCUGCCGACCCCUCCACUGAACCGCCCUCUAUAUUUUAUAACUGGGAUAUUUGGACAACGUGUUAUCUAGCCUUCUGCCUGUAGUUCUCCAAAUAUGCAUGGUUGUUAAAAAAACCUUAACAUUUUGCAUUCAUUAUUUUUCCUAAAAACAAAAAUAAUUUCCUAAUACUGAUUAGAAUAUCUGCCUUACGAACGAAUAUUCGCACCCAUCCCAACAUCUAUACACCUUGUGUUGUAUUUCAGGGAAGGGAAUCACCAAUGAAUGAAUCGUUGUUUCGUCGUUCAGGUCGAGGACAAAACUCACCCAUGGCUAUUCAAUUACCAAUUAAAAUAUUCUGAAGCAAACCAA